This is a messenger RNA of Condylura cristata (star-nosed mole), 2940 nucleotides long. It is a transcript of the gene ARHGEF16, whose product is annotated as Rho guanine nucleotide exchange factor (GEF) 16. The record is from RefSeq and is a predicted model, not a curated record. The coding region runs from base 1 to 2940 and encodes 979 amino acids. Gene Ontology annotation, molecular function: guanyl-nucleotide exchange factor activity. The transcript is spliced from 18 exons. Gene Ontology annotation, biological process: activation of GTPase activity. NCBI's taxonomy places the organism in Eukaryota, Metazoa, Chordata, Mammalia, Eulipotyphla, Talpidae.
AUGACCGGGACAGUGGGGCCCAUGACCCGCAGGCCCAGUGGCCAGGCACCCCUGGGGACUCCCGAGCCUCCCGGACCAGAGGCCAGAGGCCACUGUCCCCUCCUGCUGCCCAGGCUGGGGGACACGCACUGCCCAGGCUCUGUCAUCCCCCCUGCAGGGGACCAGUGCCCGCUGGGGCGGGAGACACGUGACCACCCGAGGAAGCGGGACGUUCUGGGGGCUGCUGGCGCCGUGCCACCUGCACAGGGCGUCUGGGCAGCUGGAGAAGGGGCAGGGCCCAGCGCCCUCAGUGGACGUGACGGGCCCGGCCAGACGCUGCCCCUCCUGGCCUGCGGAGGCUCCGGGGGUCAGACGCAGACCCCCGAGGAGGUGCCCGACCCUGGGCCCGGCAGGGACCCCCACGACUCCGUGUGCUGUGCAGGUGAGGUGUGCCACAAGUCCUACACGCAGUUCUCCAACCUGUGCCGGCACAAGCGGAUGCACGCCGACUGCCGCACGCAGAUCAAGUGCAAGGACUGCGGGCAGAUGUUCAGCACGACGUCCUCGCUCAACAAGCACCGGGUAGAGAAGCGGAAGGUGACCGACCCCGUGGGCGUCCUGAAGGAGAAGUACCUGCGGCCCUCGCCGCUGCUCUUCCACCCACAGCCUGCGCCGCCCGGCCUCACGGCUAAACUUAGCGCCGCCAUUGUUCCGGGCCUCGGGCCGGCCGGCCGCUUCCCCUGGCUUUCUUGGGGCCGGGCUGGGAAGGCGUCGGCCAGCCAGGCACAUCCUGCGUUUGUGCUCGAGCUCGAUGGGGUGGGGACAUCUGACCGGGCAGAGACGGCCAGGCUGCGGCCGGCCAGACCUGACGCCAGCUGCCCGGCCCAGGGCCGGGGUCCCAGCGACUGCAGCACCCGGAGAGAAAGACUGCCCCUGCACGGGCGCCUGCAGCCCCGCACUCCCCUGCCGCCCUCGGCCCAAGCGUGGUACGGCGGCACCAGCCCCAGGCGCUCCGGGGAGCCUCGGCGCCCUCCUGGGCCGCCACCCACCGACCCCCAGCGCCGGCCCCCGGAGAAGGGGCUCCGGGCAUUGGGGUCUUGGGCCCCUUGUGCCGCUGACAGCCCGGAAUGGGAGCCGCAUGCCCCCGGCCUGGACUCCCUGGAGGUGCGGCCUGGCGGCUGCCCAAGGGGCACCGUGCAGUUUCGGCUGCGGGAGGCGGGCGUCAGACCCUGGCAGGCAGGAGCGGGGCUGAGGGUGAUGUCCUGGUUUCGGGGCACCUGCCCAGGGGAGGCCUGGAGCCGGCUUCCAAAGGAGCGUCAGGUCGCAGCAUGUUGGGGAGAUGCCGAGUCCUUCUGGGGGGCCCGGGGAGCCGAGGCUGGCGCCCGCGAGCAGCCGCGGGCCCGGGCCACCCCCGAGACGCAGCUUCCCGUGCCAGGACACGGGGAGCCCCGCUGCCCUCCGCCGGCCCCCCAACCCGUGGUGCACCUGUCGGCCACCGGCGCUCAGGGCCCAGGCAGGGUCCCUGCAGCCCAGGGUGUCCAGCGGGGUGCGUGUGUGGCCAGGCGGGGCCGCUCGGCGUCCUCCUGGCCAGGGCCUGUGAACCUUGUGCUCCGGGCAGUGGAGACCUUCCUGACCAAGACACUGGGGCGGAAGCGCGUGCACAAGGGCUCCUUCAAGGACGACCCCCGGUUCUACCAGGAGAUCCGGGAGCGGGGCCUGACCACCAGCGUCGAGUCGGACGACGACUUGUUGGACGACCCUCCCAGCCCCGACGGGGCCCGGAGAGCGGAAGGCCCCAUCGUGGUCAGGAGCUUCCGGCCCCCGCAGAUGACCUGGAGCCAGCUCCCAGAGGUGGUGGAGCUGGGUGUCCUGGACACGCUGUCCGCUGAGGAGCGCAAGCGGCAGGAGGCCAUCUUCGAGAUCCUCACGUCCGAGUUCUCGUACCUGCACAGCCUGGGCGUCCUGGUGACCGAGUUCCUGCAGAGCGCGGGGCUGCGCGCCACCAUGACGCACACGGAGCAUCACCACCUGUUCUCCAACGUGCUGGACGUGCAGGCCGCCAGCCAGCGGUGGGCGGCCCCGGGCAGGAGCACCACGGCCCGGCCGGAGAGGGGCGCCCAGGGCCGCGGACGGGAGGCGUCGGCCCUCGCUAGCCGGUGGGCUGGACCUAGACGACCAAGGACUCAACCCCUCCCGCACCCACCCCCCAGGAAGACCCUCUGGGGCUGGGGGCCCGGCCCCCCAGAACCCCAGGAGCGCGUAGCACCUCACACCAGGGUGUCCCCCCAGACGCUCUGCGUCAAGAGCCAGGGCCACCCGGAGAGGUACAGCGCCGCCUGCCACGCCCUCAAGGCCAUCAGCAAGCUGGUGAAGAGCUGCAAUGAGGGGGCCCGCCAGAUGCAGCGCAUGGAGCAGAUGUACACGCUGCACACACAGCUGGACUUCAGCAAGGUCAAGUCGCUGCCCCUGAUCUCCGCCUCGCGCUGGCUGCGGAAGCGGGGUGAGCUCUCGGUGGUGGAGGAGGCCGGCCGCUUCUGGAGGCUGGCCAGCCGGCUGGCCUGCUACCUCUUCCUCUUCAACGACUUCCUGGUGGUCACCAAGAAGAAGAGCGAGGACAGCUUCGUGGUCCAGGACUACGCCCAGGUGGACGCCGUCCAGGUGCAGAAGGUGGAGCCCUCGGAGUCGGCCCCGCUGGGGGUCAGCCACCGGGGCUCCUCCGUGCCACACCCCUUCCGGGUGACGCUGCUGCACAACAGCGAGGGCCGCCAGGAGACGACCCUGCUGUCCUGUGCCUCCGCGAGCGACCGGGCGCGGUGGAUCACAGCCCUCUCGCACGGCCAGAAGCAGGCCCCCGAAAGCAAGGAAGGGCCGGAUGCCCAGGGCCGACCUCCCCGCUGGGGCCCUGACCCCACCAGCACCCCCUUUCUGAGCAUGUUCCCGGGGCCACCUGCCAAUGCCUGA